AUGUACAAGGUUGAAGCAGAUGCUUCAAUAGCUCCAAUGGAGAAAUAUGAGAAAGAGGCAUUGUACUCUGCAAUUCAAGGUUUUGUUGGAAAAGAAUGGAAUGGUUCAUACCUUUAUCCUGAUCCUUGUGGCUGGACAACAAUAGAGGGAGUAUCAUGUGAUUUCUCUAAUGGCUUCUGGCACAUAACUGAAUUAAGCAUUGGAGAAGUAUAUGACAAUUCUCUUAGCUGCUCCUCAGCUGCAGAGUUCAGAGAAGACUUGUUUAAGCUCAAGCAUCUAAAAAGACUUUCCUUCUCAAAUUGCUUUCUCUCAUCUCACCACAAACCAAUUACAAUUCCCACAUCAAAUUGGAAUAGUCUUGCUAACAGCCUUGAAUCGUUAGAGUUUCGAUCAAAUCCUGGUCUAACCGGGACAAUUCUCACCAGUUUUGGCAACCUUAAGAAUCUUCAAUCUCUAGUACUGCAAGAAAAUAGACUCAAAGGAGAAAUACCAGAAGCUUUAGGCAGCUCAAUAAAAUUAGUGCGCCUAGUUCUUUCAGGAAACAGUUUUGUAGGUCCAAUUCCUCCUAGUCUAGGAAAAUUGACAAAUCUUUUGAUAUUUGACGCGAGCAGGAAUUUUCUAUCUGGUACAUUACCUGUGACUUUUGGUGAUUUGGCUUCACUUAUAAAGCUUGAUUUGAGCAACAAUUUAUUAGAUGGAAAAUUACCUAGAGAAAUUGGAGGCUUAAAGAGUAUAACACUGCUUGAUCUGAGCCAUAACAAAUUUUCAGGGGGUUUGCCAGAGAUAAUUCAAGAAAUGGUUUCAUUACAAGAACUUGUGUUAUCUAACAAUCCAAUAGUUGAUUAUGUUACAAGAAUUCAAUGGCAGAAACUGAAAAAUUUAGAAAUCCUGGAUCUUUCCAACAUGGGAUUGAAAGGGAACAUACCAAAUUCCAUGACAGAAAUGAAGAAGCUGAGAUUUCUCAGCCUCAGCAGUAAUAGUCUUUCAGGAAACAUUCCAUUGAAAUUUGAGAGAAUGCCAACUAUUCAUGCUUUGUAUCUUGAUGGAAAUGACUUCACAGGGAAACUUGAAUUUUCAAUGAGGUUCUAUGAGAAACUAAGGAGUCGUUUUCGAGCUUCAGGUAACGUGAAUCUAUGCUCGUCUCUCGAGUUAAUGUCGACAAGGCAUGUACCAGAAGGAGUAAAACAAUGUGAACAAGAUAGUAUAAUGCAUAGUGAAGAUUCAGACACCAGUUUAAAGAAUGAAUUUUUGAAUCAGAAUCUGCAUCUUAUUGCUUCUUUUGGACACUCAGUCCAUGUUGUUAGUGGUUUUACAUUUUGUUUUGUUGCAAGGAUGAUACUUAUGGCUCUUCUUUGGAUUAUAUGA
This is a messenger RNA of Nicotiana attenuata, 1365 nucleotides long. RefSeq names its product piriformospora indica-insensitive protein 2-like. The coding region runs from base 1 to 1365 and encodes 454 amino acids. The record is from RefSeq and is a predicted model, not a curated record. The transcript is spliced from 2 exons. NCBI's taxonomy places the organism in Eukaryota, Viridiplantae, Streptophyta, Magnoliopsida, Solanales, Solanaceae. Gene Ontology annotation, molecular function: protein binding.